UUCCUCCCCUUCUAGAUUUAGCUACUUUUCUUAAAUGGCAAGUGAGAUGAAGAUAUGGUUUGUGUUGUUGACUGUAUUGUUAGUCUUCAUAAACUUAAGUCCAUUGUUGGUAAAGGGAGAACAACAGGUGCCUUGUUUGUUUAUUAUGGGAGACUCUUUAUUUGAUAAUGGAAAUAACAAUAAUCUCUUUACUACUGCAAAGGCCAAUUAUCCACCUUAUGGAAUUGAUUUUCCUGAUGGUCCUACUGGUAGAUUCACCAAUGGCAAGAAUACUGCAGAUUUCAUUGCGGAACUAUUGGGUUUUGACAAGUAUAUUGAGCCAUUUGCAACAGUGAAAGGUGUGGAGAUGUUUAGAGGGGUGAACUAUGCAUCUGGUGCUGCUGGAAUUCGUGAUGAGUCGGGAAUACAUUUGGGAGAUAGAAUCAGCUUGAACAGGCAAUUGCGAAAUCACAAAGAGACAAUUUCCCACAUGUCUACUUUGCUUGAAAAUAAUAUGACUUUAACCAAAGAGUAUCUAAGCAAAUGUAUAUACAUUGUUGGAAUGGGUAACAAUGAUUACAUCAACAACUACUUGAUGCCUCAGUUCUAUCCAUCAAGCCUUUUGUACAAACCAGAAAAAUAUGCCACAAUCCUAGCUCAGCAAUAUGAAAAACAAUUAAAGACUUUGUACCGUUACGGAGCAAGAAAAGUUGCUGUGUUCGGGCUAGGUAGCAUAGGUUGUACUCCAGUAGAGUUGGAUUUGUAUGGGACAAAGGACUCACCAUGUGUCGACUCUAUAAAUAGUGCAGUUUUAAAGUUUGUGGACAAGCUUAAACCAAUGAUAGACGAUUUCAACAGUAAUUUGCCCAACGCAAAUUUCAUCUACAUUAAUGUAACAAGCAUUGCAAUUGGAGAUCCUGCAUCUAUCGGUAUAACAAAUUUAGCUGACCCAUGCUGUGAAAUUUCGAGCUUCAUAGCUAAGGGACAGUGUAGUUAUGGAGGAAGUGCAUGCAGUGAUAGAGCAUCACACUAUUUUUGGGAUGGUUUUCACCCAACAGAAGCUCCCAAUAAGGCCACUGCUGAAAGAGCUUACACUGCUCUUCUACCCACUGAUGCCUAUCCCUUUGAUAUUAGCCACUUGGCUCUGCUCUAAAUAAUUAGUUAACACAUGCAGUCGCGUGUGUAACUUCCUCAAGCUUUAAUUUCAAUAAACAACUAUCUUGUCUACCUUAGUAUGUAUAAUAAAAUUCGUCUAUUGAUUUU
Messenger RNA from Nicotiana attenuata, 1242 nucleotides. RefSeq names its product GDSL esterase/lipase At1g29670-like. Gene Ontology annotation, molecular function: hydrolase activity, acting on ester bonds. Lineage: Eukaryota; Viridiplantae; Streptophyta; Magnoliopsida; Solanales; Solanaceae. Bases 35 to 1132 code for a protein of 365 amino acids. The record is from RefSeq and is a predicted model, not a curated record. The transcript is spliced from 5 exons.